This is a messenger RNA of Mesorhabditis spiculigera, 957 nucleotides long. NCBI's taxonomy places the organism in Eukaryota, Metazoa, Nematoda, Chromadorea, Rhabditida, Rhabditidae. The record is from the annotation of a GenBank genome assembly.
AUGGACCCAAAUGCAAUUCAAUACCCCGCAAAAACCGCAAAAGAAGAGAUAUUUGACGAUGAUGAAGCGGGGACGAGCUCGCCGACUGAUGAUUAUGAGGAGCAGAUGCAAAUGCAAGUCGUCUCGUUGGCCUCGCGAGAAGAUACGGCUUUUGCUGAACUGCUCGAUACCCUGAUGCGAAAAGAAACCUCGACCGUCUACAUGCGACGCCAGGAAUGCCCAUGGUCUUUCGACAUCACAUUACCUGAACUCCUUGAAAAACCCUGUAUACUGGGGAAAAGUUUUGUGGAGAUGUGCAAGUUAACCGGAGAGGAAUCGACGAUGCAGGUUUACAAGAAGAAUCCGAUCAAAUUCUGGAUGGUCGUUGACAUGCUCUUGGCUUGUGAAUACGCCAAAACGUUUCCCGCUUUUCAUCAGUUGAAAGAGUUUGAUCAGCGGAUCCUUCUUUCGCAAGUCGUCGGCAUGAUCCUCAUCUUGCUCCAAGCUUUUUGCUCGUUAGAACAGAAGAGCGAGAAGCUCAUCUUUCCGGAUGGCCUGGAUGCGUUGUCGUUCCAGCUGACACGAUUUGACCAUCGUUUCGAGGACUACUUCCGCGAGAACUAUUGCCGGCCGAUUGCGCUGAUCCGAAAUUGCGGCAUGGAGAAGCAGCACUACAUUCUGAUGAAGGCGAUUUUGCUUUUUACUCCAGGGCUUUGCGAUCUGUCGCCCGAGGGUCAGAAGAUUGUCGACAACGAGAGGGCCCGAUUGUGCUGCUGCUUGCAUCGGCUUCUGAUUUCUCAAUAUGGGGAAGCAAAGGGCGUCGCCAAAUUCGGCAAGUAUUUGAUGAUGGUGGAGAGCUUCGUGCGUUUCAACGAGAAGAAGCGCUCCCACCUGGAGAUGAGCGUCAUCCUCAACAAGGUCGUCAUGACGCCGCUUGGAGACGAGAUAUACCUGAAACGUCAUUUUAAAUAUAACAAA